AUGGUCUGCAGUCCAAUACACAGCGAGUUGGAACGCUUGGAGGUGGAGCUGACGUUGGAUGAUGUCUUCGCGUUGUUGGCUCGACUCUCAGUGGAACCUAGCCUGAGACAGAGGAUCAUUGUUGCCCAAAAGGAAGACCCUAGCUUGGCCAAAGGCUUUAGUAUGGUGGGCCAUGGUGAUUUCACUCUCUCGGGUGAGACAGCUUUGCUUUUUCGCGGAAGGUUGUGUGUGCCAAAAGAUUAUUCUUUGAGGAAUGACUUACUGGGAGAGGCACACAAUACUCCCUACUCGGUAAAGGCUUCAAGACAGAGACCUGCUGGAUUGCUGCAACCUUUGAGCAUACCAGUUUGGAAGUGGGACGAUGUGGCUAUGGACUUCAUUACAGGACUACCAAUGAUGGUUAAGGGAUUCACUGUGAUUUGGGUAGUGGUAGAUCGUUUAACCAAGUCUGCUCACUUUAUUCCCGGCAAUGCCACGUAUAUAGUAGAAAAAUGGGCGGAACUCUAUUUAUAG
Momordica charantia (bitter melon) is the source of this 513-nucleotide messenger RNA. The record is from RefSeq and is a predicted model, not a curated record. NCBI's taxonomy places the organism in Eukaryota, Viridiplantae, Streptophyta, Magnoliopsida, Cucurbitales, Cucurbitaceae.